AUGGUUGAGCGCAUCGUCGAGGAGAAUUGCUGCGACGUCAAUUCCGAUGUGGCACGCAAAACCGAGUUCGCACGGUACAGCAGCGAGGAGGUGUCGGGCAAUGAGUCUAACGAGGCCCGCCUGCUCUCGGAAGCCGAGCGGCAGGCCGACUUCAACCGGCACAAGGAGGAGAUGAAGCGCAAGCGGCGCCGAAAGAAGCGUGCCAGCUCAUCGAUGCAGUCGUCAUGUUUUCAAGAGCUGUACAAGCUGACUGGCGAGGUGCUGGGCGAGGGCGCGUACGCAUCGGUGCAGACCUGCAUCAAUAUCUACACCGAGCUCGAGUACGCGGUGAAGAUCAUCGACAAGAUACCGGGGCACGCGCGUGCCCGCGUCUUCCGCGAGGUGGAAACGUUCCACCACUGCCAGGGGCAUCCGAACAUCUUGCAGCUGUUAGAAUUUUUCGAGGAUGAGGAAAAGUUUUAUCUAGUGUUCGAGAAGAUCAACGGCGGCCCGCUGCUGACGCGCAUUCAGGAGAACGUCUGCUUCUCCGAGUACGAUGCGGCCCAGAUCAUCAAGCAGAUCGCGUCCGGGCUCGACUUUCUGCACAAGAAGGGCAUCGCGCACCGUGACCUGAAGCCGGAGAACAUCCUGUGCGUGGUGCCGGACAAGCUCUGUCCGAUUAAGAUCUGCGACUUCGAUCUCGGCUCGGGCAUUAAGUUCACCACCAACAUCUCGUCGCCGACCGCCACGCCGCAGCUACUGACGCCGGUCGGUAGUGCCGAGUUUAUGGCACCGGAGGUAGUCGAUCUGUUCGUCGGCGAAUCGAACUACUACGACAAGCGGUGCGAUCUGUGGUCGCUCGGGGUGAUCGCUUACAUUCUGCUGUGCGGGUACCCGCCGUUCUCCGGCAACUGCGAGCAGGACUGUGGCUGGAAUCGGGGCGAAAACUGUCGCACCUGCCAGGAGCUGCUGUUCGAGUCGAUCCAGGAGGGCCGAUUCAGCUUCCCCGAGAGCGAGUGGAUGGACGUGAGCGAGGAAGCGAAAGAUCUGAUCCGCGGGCUGCUGGUUAAGGAGGCACCGAAGCGCCUGAGCGCCACGGCGGUCCUGGAGCAUCCGUGGAUUCGCAUCACCGACGUCGCGAAGCAGAAGCAGCGCAACCGGGUGCUGAAGACGCCGGGCGUAAUCCGACGCAAUCAAUCAGCGUUGGAGUUGUCCCACUUUGCCGAAUCGGCGAUGGCGGUCAAGCGUGUCAUCAUGCAGCACUUUUCGAUGCGCUACGACUACAUGGCGAAGGAGCGCCCGAACAUCUAUCAACCGUCGUGUAACGGGCAUCAGCUGCAGUCGGGCCAACAACCACCGAUUGAGAUCACAGGUGGAGCGCCAAACAUCGGCAACACGGCUCAGCCGGUGACGUCGGUCGGUAACGGGCACGGAAACGAUGUCGCCAGCGGUGGGCCGGUGAUGCGACCGGCCGAAUCUAACGGAGUCUAUGAUGAAAAAUCCCUGCAGGCGAUCGGUGAAGCGAGUGGCGGUGACGAGAGACGGUUGUCGUGGGACGAUAGUCAGCAGGAGGAAGCGUUGGCUGAAGGAAGUGGUAAUAGGGACUACCAAGGAGAUGUGUCCAUCGAUCGGGCGGAGAACGUAGAGGCGCCAACCGAUAUGACUGCGGUGGUGGUGGAACAAGAGGAGGGCUGUGUGGCUGCGGCUGAGCAGCAGCAAGCUACCAGAGAGGAGCUUGGUUUGCCUCGCGAAAGUGACAACAGCGAGCAGCAGCAGCAGCAGGAACAGGAAUCGAUGCCGGUUGGUGAUGCCACUACUGACAAAGGAUUGCAAAAUUCCGAUUCACCGACGACGAAGACGAAGACUUUGAUGAACAGAACGAGGACAACGACUAACAACGCGGACCCGGAAAGCGCUGGUGGUGAGGUCGUGACGGCUGCCGUGGAAGAUGUGGUCAAGUGUCCCGACAGGUCGAAGGAAGCUAAUCGUCCUUCGGCGGCGGUCGCUGCGGUGAAGCGUGAUGCAGAUGACGAUGAACCGAAAAUACCGCCCGAAACUAGCUGGCGGUAUCGUGCUGCCGGGGCAGAUCAUCCUCAGGGCGGCGGGAUUCGUAACAGCCAGUUCUAUCACCGUCCCUCGUUGGCUCCUGUCGGGUUGGGCUAUAAGGGUGGCCGCACUGGCCAUUAUCACUCGCACCCUCAGCAUUAUCAUCACCAUCAGCAGCAGCAACAUCAUCAUCAUCAUGGUGGAAGCUACCACCACAACAAUAAUCAUCACUAUCGGCCACACUACGGAGGAGGAGCUGCUGGGGGCCAUUACCACCAUGGCGGCCACCAUGUGCCGCGAGCCAUCGUCGUUGGAACUAGCGGCGGCGGUGGAGGAGGCAUACCCAGCGGCAACCCGGCUGCUGUUCGCUACAAUCGUAUUAUGAGAAGCAAUAAUAGCGAGUCGUCCGAAAGUAUUGAUAUUCGUGCGGUGCACCUGAAGCAGCGACAGCAGUCAAUGCAGCAGCACCACUACGCACCUCGCGCCCAUAACCACCAUGGCCACCAUCACCAUCCGCAGCAUCACCACUAUCAGCUGCAAACGUCAGCUUCGCUUCCAUCCUGGCGCACACCACAGGCGUUCCAGCGAAGCACCAGCCGCUACACCGCGGGCGGUGACGACGAUACCGACAGCUAUCGCUACAGCAAUGGCGGCCCCCAGAACGGUAACGCUAAUGGCGGUGUUGGUGGAAAACUUGGCGCCAGCAGCAACGGUAACAACCCAACUAACUUUAAUCACCAUCAGUACAAUCGCGGAGGAACCAAUAAUGUUAAAAGUAAGCACUACGAGCAGCAGCAUCAUUAUGGAGGCAGUGGCAGCAACCUAAACAACAACCACAGCCACCAGUUCUAUCAAAGCAACGGCGGUGGCGGGGCUGCCGUCGUCAUCACCGGAAUGGCGGCUGGUGGCCACUACGGAGAUUACAAUAGUCAGCAGCAGCAGUAUGGUUACUACGGCGGUGGUUCCCAGCGGCAGCACAGUCCGUUGCCAUAUCGUGCGUUGAUGAUGCCGGCAGCCGCCGGCGGUCAGCAGCAAAAGCCACAGCACCACCACCUGAACCAUUAUCGUUAUCCACCAUCCGCCGGUAGUGGAAUGCAACGUCUGUCGAAGGCUGUCCCCGCAGCUGGUGCGGCCACUACAACUACGGCUGAUGGAGCGUCCGGAGAGGAUGGCUACGCCUGGCGUCCUAGUAGCGAUAUUGGUGGUGGUGGCCAUUCGAAGCAACAACCAGCAACGGCGCUAAUCGUCAUCGGCGGUUCGGCGUUAUCGUCGCCAUGGCAACAGCAGCAAGCGCAGAGUAGGAGUAAUGUGAACUGUGAUCCAACUACAAAUACUAUGAAUAGAUAUAAGCUUUAUCAUUCGAACUCGACCACGAUCGUGAGUGCGCUGAACCGGGAAACGCGCAACAACGGCUAUCAAUCGAUGAUGAUAGGUGGCUUCGAUCAGUUAAACUUAGACGACGGCGGUGGUGGUGGGGAUGGCGAUGGCGAUGCCUGCUUUGGUGGUUACCAUCGCGAGCAGCAGCGCCCAAGGCAGACGCAAUGCGGCGGAACCGCCGGUGCGAGCCCGGACGACGACGAAGAGUACCCGGUAGAAGCGGUGGUCCGCCAGCAGCAGGAGCAGCAGCGGAAAGCACUGCAACGACAGAUGCAGUUGCAGCCACGCCAGCAGACGGAAUCGAUAGACAGCAUCGACGAGGGUGUGUACAGCAGCAGCACCAGCAGCAGCAGCAGCAGCCACAACAGUUGCGGUGUAGGUGCGGAAUCCGGUCCCGCGGGAACAACCGGUGGUGGUGGUGGUACUGGUCCAAUGCAGCUGCUUCCGGUCGGGUUGUCGCCACCGAAUGAAAGCAUGCUGAUGCAGCGUCGGCUGUCGCUCAAAUCGCAACGCAGCAUUAGUGAUCCGACCGGAGCGGCGGCACCAUCAUCGGCACCGCCCCCGUCGAGUCCGAUUAAGGUGCAGGCGCAUCCGUUGGCCAAAAAGGCUCAGCAGCAGGCGGAGGAGGAGGAGCACCACCUCAAUAAUAAUGCCGACGAAGGCGUCAACCUAUCGUCGCCCGAUCAGCACAACGACGACGACGAGGACGACGAAGACGAUCGCCACCACCACCACCAUUAUUAUGAUCACUACCCUCAAUAUCAUCCCCAGCGCGUCUUUCCAUCACCAUCCGCUGGCGGACAACGGAAUGGAGUAACGGCUAGCUACGGCUACCGUCAUCCCUACCAUCAGCAGCAGCAGCCACGGCAGGAUCAUCGUGCAGCAUCAUCGCAACAAAGUGCAGUUCCCGUCACAACGCAAAGUGGUUAACGUGUGUGGCAUCCGAUCCUCUACACCCGAUCCCUACACUCGCUGCGAUCGCCCAUUUUUUCUCGAUUGUUGCUCCUGUGAAGCAACCGAGCGCGCAGGGUGUUGUGUGGGGAAUCUUUUGGCCGAUAUGGCCGAUUUUCGAUGGGAUUUUUGUUGUUGCUCCGGCCAGCUUGGGCGGUCCAGCUUGUUGUUGCGCUGCUGUUGCGUAAGUUUGUGGAAAUUUUUCGCGCAACAUAUUGAAGAUGGACGAAAGCGAGAGCCCUCUCGCUCUCGUCUCGGUACCUUGGGUUAUGUUGGCGCGCAAGGAGCAGCCAAAUUGGAAGAAAAUUGUUUACAAAAAGAGAUGUUGUUUAUUUUUCUUUUCUUUUUUUACAUUGUGCGUGUAUUACGGAGCCGCCUAGAAUGGCAGCACGCGCACCGCGUCGUGUGUGUCGGGCCGUCGGUCCCAUUGGUUGCUUUUUUCUAAUGGGCCAACGGCGUAUAAUGAUGUGUGGGGAGCUAAAAAUUGGCUGCGAACGGAAACAGGCGCAGGAAAAACGUGGCAGAUGAAUUGUACAUUAUGCGCUCCAAGAACCCAGAGCAGAUUGAGAUGAAGCGUGUGCGUCGCGUAUGCGUCGCGUAUGCUGCGUGUUAGCAUUAUUAUUGGAAACAUGUUGUUAUAUGGAAUAGUGAAAGUGAAAUGUGAAGAGAAAUAUAUGGAGUACUUUUUCUGUUUCGGGCCCGCAGCCUGCGCCUCUCCGAUCGUGCGAAAUUGGCAAACAGAACUCACAGAACACACAGAUCCACAAUCCGAGAUCGAUGCGAUCUCCCCAGCGCGAUCAGACAGGCGAAUUGGACAGGAUUGGAGACUCCGGCCUGGGAGAAGUCACUUUACUCGAUCGAGAAGGAGAGAGGGAGAGUACAAAGCACAAUCGUUCUACUGAUCGACGACCUCUGUCGAAGAUGAUCCGCCGAGCGGGAAUAUGCCUCCAGUUCCGUCGGUGGUGGUGCAGAGGAACGGGCGCCCGCGCAGUCAAUUAGAUAGAGAGAGGGCCAAGAAGUAAAAAUUGGGAAACGAUGCAGCGAAGAAUGCGAAGUGUGCCGGUUGUGGCCCCACAACACCCUCUCAGUACCGGCACACAGCACAGCACCACCAGAAAUACAACCAUACCUCUUUAUUAUACAUCAUCCUAAAGUAAAGGGCACGGCGCGCAGCCCCCGCCACGUGAAAGGGAAGGAACGGUGGGAAAGCCGAAAACCGAAGCACAGAACCUACACUUCCCCGGGUCUUAGCGGGGGCCCCAACACCGGGGAAGUCAAAUUGUUCGCAUUUAUCUUGCCAACACUGUAAAAGCACCUGAACGCGGUAAUUGGCAGAAUCUAAAGAGCGCGCGCGCGCGCGAGAGAGAGGGUUUUCGGUUCCUUAGUUUUGCUGGAAAGAUGAGAGAUUAAGGUCCAAAAAGGCCCGGCUCGCCAGGAGAAGAAGAGUGUAUGUUGUUGAAUUUGACGAACGUGCGCGCGUGUUUGUUUUCGGAUAUUUUCGAAGAUGAAACCACAAAUCAUCGUUUUUGUUGCUAGGGAUUAAGAACAUGUUAUAUUGCGCACAGACACGCGCACACGGCGGGGGUCACUUCAACAACAGCUAGGCGCGCGCCACGGGGUGGUGCCCCCCUAGGACUCAAGUGCACUAGGCACAGAGCACCAAGAAGAACCGAGUCCACACCGGACGCAAAGAUAGAAGUCCUGAGUGAGGUUAUUGUGGCAACAGUGCCCUAGAGUAGUAGCUCGGGUGUGGGACUGCAAGAGAAUUGCAAACCCAACUACAAAACUACGCACGCCAUCAUUAGGCGUAUCCUCCCCACAAGGAUUUGCUCUUCCCACGAGGAGGCCACACAGGUCUCUAGCUAAAGAGAGCCGUUAAACGCGUUCUAAUCUUGAAUACGUGACCCUUUUUUUUUAAUAGUCCCAGUGCUCUCGUCCUUUUAGUUUUCAUCACUCUAUUAGCACCGACUUAAUCCAUCUAAAAACGGCUCUCCUUCCUUGUAGGUUGCACCAAUUUUAAGUGUUUUCGAAGCAUUUGAACUUUGCCGGCCACCGGGGGGAUCAGAUUGGCUUGUGGGAGGAUUUGGAGAGAGAGAGAGAGGUAGAACGUUAAUCCUGAACUUAGCAUAUUUCUCGGUGCAUCUUAGAGGACCCGAAAUUUUGUAGGUACUAAGGAAAAUAACACAUUAUUGGACUUACUCACUCACAAAACUCUGGCAAACCCGGUUUCCGGCUAAACACAUAUACUAUCACUGUCAAUGGUUUCUUUGGACAGUUGUGAAACACUGUCACAAGUGCUACUAUCGUUAAUUUUACGAAUUCACUUUAAUAUGUGUACCUCUGUUUCUUGUGUUUGUUUUUCGAUCCCAUCAUGAAACGUGGCGUCAAAGGCCUAACUAUAAGAGACAGACGAGAAAUGGAAGAAAUCGUAAACGGUUUGAGAAUCGAGAGAGAUCCCGCAAUUGAUCGUCGGAUGUGACAAGCAAUACCGACGACGACCGAACCCUUAACUCAAAACGAUCGUUUUGCGAAUGCCAUGCGAACGGUCUCUCGCAGGGUUUUCUUUCGAUGGGCUCCAGUUCGUGUUACGUUUUCCGUGUUCAAAACGGAAGCGCGCACGUGCUCUACUACAAGAUAUGCGUAUGGGGGAAGGCAACACAAAAGACUGUUACAACAAAAAGAAGAAAAUCCUGCAUAAACACACACUCUACCACAUUAAGCAAGCAACUACAAACAAUUUUCAUUUUUGGUCGUCUGCUGGGGACAAAGGAGAAUCGUAUUAGAAGAUCGUAUUACCCCAGCACUUUGGCAAACUAUGGUCCCUUCUGUCGAACAGUAAUGCCCGGCUAGUCACCCUAACUUCUUGGCUAGCCGAGUUACGGCCCAGUAAGCGCACGCGAAAGCGGCCGAACGGGCAGCACAAUAGAACUCAAUCUCUCCUAGAAAAAAGAAGCGCAGCUCUAUUUGGAUGAAACAAGCGCGCGGAACACUAAUCGAGAAACAAUUGGAACAACGAAUCAUACUGUUGAAUGUGCAGGAAAACAUUGAAGCUGUUGCAGAGAAGGGAGCUAGUUGUCCGUCGUGUGCUUCUAAAGCGCAGCGAGAACUAACGAGUGAGACGGAGGAGAGAAGUAGAGCAAACGGGAACACGCCGUCUUGGUUUGCCUGUGACUGACUGGUACGCACCUUAAAAGCAAACCCGCACACAUACAUACAACAAAGGGUGUUGCGUAAGUGCAACCAAUAAGAACAAUAAAGAUACAAAACAGAACGAAGGAAGGCCAAACAUUGUUGAAUAAAAACAAGUAAAAAAAGAGUUAAAAAACAGCAAAAGGUACAAUACACACCACAAGUUACUGGAAACUGGAAGUGAGGCCCGAGAUGCACACACCCGCAAACCUGUGGAAGGAAGGCAGAACAGGAAGCGCAGCGGGUAGCGGGCAUUUUCGCGGGCUUUACACACUGUAUUACCCUCCAAAAGUAAAUGAUACUAAACGACGGUGUGUUGUAGUGGAAACUAAAAACAUCCAAAUCAAUCAAGAGUGUGUAGCAAAAGAAGGAGAAAACAAGAACCACGCUAAGAAACACAGAAAGGAAUACAAAUAUAUAUACAUAUAUUUUUAUGAAUUAUAACACAUAACAAACACUAAACAUAAACAACAAACCAAGCGAAAAGAAAAAAAAAACACAAAAAAAGGUAAACGUGAUCAAUCUACAUAAACACACACACACA
Messenger RNA from Anopheles bellator, 8086 nucleotides. RefSeq lists its product as uncharacterized. Gene Ontology annotation, biological process: protein autophosphorylation; intracellular signal transduction; peptidyl-serine phosphorylation. The record is from RefSeq and is a predicted model, not a curated record. Gene Ontology annotation, molecular function: calmodulin binding; calcium/calmodulin-dependent protein kinase activity; calcium-dependent protein serine/threonine kinase activity. Bases 1 to 4332 code for a protein of 1443 amino acids. The transcript is spliced from 6 exons. Gene Ontology annotation, cellular component: cytoplasm; nucleus. NCBI's taxonomy places the organism in Eukaryota, Metazoa, Arthropoda, Insecta, Diptera, Culicidae.